GCUAGGGCCGGAUGAGAGCUGGGUGGCGGUGGUGGAGACCAGCAGGCUGCGGGUGCUGAGGCACUGGCUGAAGGGCCCGCAGGCGGGUACCACCGAUGUGCUGAUCGACCGGCUGCCGGGCUUCCCCGACGGCAUCUCGCGCGCCUCCGAUGGCAACUUGUGGGUGGCGCUGGUGGCGCCCGUCACUGCGCUGCCCAAGCUGCUCAAGUACAAGGCGCUAAGGGUGCUGCUGGCUUACCUACCCGCAUGGGCCCGGCCGCCGAUUAAGAGCUGGGGUGCCGUACUGAAGGUCAGUCCCACGGGUCAGCCGUUGCAACUGCUGAUGGACCCGGACGGCAGUACGGUUGCACACGUGUCGUCGGUUAACGAACAUAACGGUCGACUGUACUUCGGAAACGUUAAAGACAACUAUGUGUCGUACAUGGACCUUAAGGACGUGCCACCGCUUGAUAAGCAGUGAGCAAUAACAAUGAGGAAUGCUGACAGAUAGGCUGGUAUCGUGUCUUUGGAGGCAUUGGAAGCGUUGCGGGGCGUUGAACUAGAGGAACGUGGGGCAUGGGGUGAUGAGGCAUGAUGAGGCGGAUUGCUGCAUGCUGACUUGCAUUAACGUUGGGACAAGGAGGGUGGUGGGUUGGUGACAUUGCCAGGAGUUGAGUUGGCCAAAGGCUUGAUAAUUGACUUUCCAGGAGAAGGGGCGACUGACACUCAGAGAAUUGACUGCAUUCAGAGAGAAUGUGAGCUGAUGCAUUUGGAGCCAUGCGACACUGCCUGUUGAACAGCUCAUAAUCUGGCAGGUUGCAAAGAGAUGGUUAUGGUGAGUUGCUCAUAUGCUGCAAUUAUAGAUUUAUAGUGUGUCUGUUUAUGGCCGUGCCGCAAAAGGCGCUGUGUUGUUUUUGCGCGGCACGUGCCCAAUGCGUGGCCAAAGGGUUGUCCUACUCCAGCUGGGGCGGUGCAUCCUGUCCCUUACAGUGAUGCCUCCUGGUGGCUUAAAC
Astrephomene gubernaculifera is the source of this 992-nucleotide messenger RNA. The record is from the annotation of a GenBank genome assembly. Lineage: Eukaryota; Viridiplantae; Chlorophyta; Chlorophyceae; Chlamydomonadales; Astrephomenaceae.